AUGUGUCACAUACAGCUUCACUGCCCGAGUACUUCGAAGACCCUUGACAACUUUGUCAUCGGUGCGUAUCAGAAGCCAGAGCAGGUCCUCCAGGGCGUGCGUCUGGCGCUGGACCUCAAGUUCGCAGCACUCUACACCGUCGACGCGAAGCCGAUCAGCGAUCCUAGCAAAACGCUGCAGGAUAACGAGCGUGUGCUUGUUGCUGCGAGUGCGACCGAGACCAUGUUGCCGGAUGCUGCGUACGGCUACGCUAUGUACGCUGGUGAAGAAGGCGAGGAUGUCGACAUCGAUGUCGAGGGAUAUGGAAUGGACUGGCAGGACCUCAUCGACCGCGAAAAGGCCGCCCAUAUUCUCAGCCUGGUAGAGACAAAACCGUCGACCCGAAACAAGCUACGCAUCACGCGUGAGUGUGGUGCGGUACGAGAAGAUCUCGCAGCUAUCACCCAGCAGGAGCUGGAUACCACGCCAGCAUCUACCACUGAUUCCGAGACCCUCAUCGAGGAACGGUGGGACAUUAAUCUCGAUGCGUUCCUCAAACAGAACACCAAACACGUUGCUGCUCUGGCGACAAAGUCGCACUUGACUUCUUCGUCGCUUUCCCCUUCGACCGUAUCCGCUCUCGCCGUCUUCUCGUCCAUGACACUUGGACAGCCACGUCUUGCGAGCGAAGUAUUGAGUGAAGCCUUCGUCAUGCGUCUGGACAAGGAGGAGGGCGAGGCCAAAGACCCUGUCCUGCGCGAAGAUGAUGUCAAGAACGCUGUAGAGAUUGUCUACGAACGGGCUGGUGUUGUCCCAGCGAAAUUGACGAAAGCCAAGACUGGAAAGACGAAAGACCGGAAGAGGGCGAAGGGGAAGGGCAAGAACGGGGGUGGCAGUGCGGGCUUGUGA
Molecule: messenger RNA, 888 nt
Organism: Bipolaris oryzae ATCC 44560
Lineage: Eukaryota; Fungi; Ascomycota; Dothideomycetes; Pleosporales; Pleosporaceae
Exons: 2
Coding region: 1-888 (295 amino acids)
Source: RefSeq, a predicted model, not a curated record